This is a messenger RNA of Geodia barretti, 4733 nucleotides long. The record is from the annotation of a GenBank genome assembly. NCBI's taxonomy places the organism in Eukaryota, Metazoa, Porifera, Demospongiae, Tetractinellida, Geodiidae.
CACGCGUAUGCGUGGCUACGCGUCCUGAAUAGUAGCGUCUUUGCGUCCGGUUAGCUACAGCGUGGAAAGAGCGUGCACUGCGUGCGGAGAGAGAGCGUAAGUAUUUCUACUGCUAUCGGAGGGAAAGCCAUUACUUCUACGAGAGAGAGAGUGUGUCAAACAAGCUCGCGGCGCGAUGUCGGAACAAGACUACGACGGAGAAGUAGCGGAACCGUUCCGUUUCUAACUUCGAGAUCGCGUGGGAGGUCGCCAACAAGGUUGGAGGUAUCUACACCGUCCUUCGCAGCAAGGCCGGAGUUACUACGUCCGAACUCGGCGACCAAUACUGCAUGAUCGGUAUCUACAACGAGGCGAGUGUUAGUCUAGAGGUGGAGGAGAUGGAGCCUGAGCUGUCGGUGUUGAAGGAGACCAUUGACUCAAUGAGACACGCGGGAGUGAAGGUUGUCUUUGGUCGAUGGCUGAUUUCGGAUGGGCUAGCCAAAGGUCCUCCUAUUCGACCUUGGCUCCAUGUGCCACAGACUCAACGACUGGCGUAAGGAGUUGUGGGAACUGGCAAAGAUCGGAGUCCCUGAUAAAGACAAGGAGGCUCUCGACGCCGUCGUUUUCGGCUUUCUCACCAACUGGUUCCUCAGCGAGUUCAUGAAGCGGCUGCCGGGUCCGUCUCCAAUGGUGGUGGCCCACUUCCACGAAUGGCUGUCGGGAGUCGGCCUCAUCCUCCUUCGCUGCAUGAAGGUUCCCGUUUCCACCGUCUUCACCACCCACGCCACGUUGCUAGGGCGGUACCUCUGCGCAGGGAGCGUCGAUUUCUACAACAACCUUGCCAAUUUUGACGUUGACAAGGAGGCUGGCGAUCGACAAAUCUACCAUCGCUACUGCAUGGAGAGGGCCGCCGUCCACUGCACUCACGUUUUCACCACCGUCUCACAGGUAACGGCCGACGAGGCGGAGCAUCUGCUAAGGAGGAGGCCGGACGUGAUUCUACCAAACGGUCUCAACGUCAUCAAUAUUAGUGCCAUGCACGAGUUCCAGAACCUCCAUGCCAAGGCUAAGGAGAAGAUACACAACUUUGUAAAGGGACACUUUCACGGGCACUAUGAUUUUGACCUGGACAACACCAUCUACCUUUUCACCGCUGGACGGUACGAGUUCUCCAACAAGGGAGCGACUCGUUCCUCGAAUCUCUGGCGAGACUCAACCACUUGCUCAAGUCCAGUGGCAGCAAGAUGACCGUGGUAGCCUUCCUCAUCUUCCCCACGCGGACCAACAGCUUCAACGUGGAGAGUCUGAAGGGGCAGGCAAUCACGAAACAGUUACAGGAAACUGUUGGCAGUAUCCAGGACAAAAUAGGGAAGAAAAUCUUUGAGACAGUUCUGAGGUGGCAAUUGCCCGAUUCAACAUCUCUUAUCGACAGGAAAGACAUCAUCCAACUGAAGAGGUGUAUCUUUGCUGCUCAGAAAGGGGGAUUGCCUCCGAUCUGUACCCAUAAUGUUAUUGAUGAUCAUUGUGACCCCGUGCUGUGCAACAUUAGGAGAAUACAGCUCUUCAAUCGCAGGGAGGAUAGGGUUAAGAUAAUCUUCCAUCCAGAGUUCCUCUCUGCCACAAAUCCCCUCUUCAAGAUGGACUACGAAGAAUUUGUUCGCGGCUGCCAUCUUGGCGUCUUCCCGUCUUACUACGAACCGUGGGGAUAUACUCCUGCGGAGUGUACCGUGAUGGGUAUACCGUCUGUCACCACCAAUCUCUCUGGGUUCGGCUGUUUCAUUGCACAGCACGUCGCCGAUCCCGCCACAUACGGCAUAUACAUCGUGGACCGACGUUUCAAGAGCGCAGACGAGUCCAUCCAACAGCUGGCAAAUUACAUGUUUGAGUUCUGUAGCCAGACACGACAUCAGAGGAUCAUUCAGAGGAACAGAACUGAGAGACUCAGUGACCUACUCGACUGGCAAACUCUGGGACAGUACUAUCGCACAGCCAGACGCAGAGCCCUUGAGACCACUCAUCCAGAGUACUACAGCAGUAAGAGGCGUGGCUCCGGAAGUGCCACGCCCACCUCUUCCACUCCUGGGUUCCGAUAUCCUCGUCCCCUGAGUGAGCCUCCGUCGCGACCUCCUAGUGAGAUUGGAGAUGAUGAGGAUGAAGAGCAGCAGUGACCUCUGGUCAUGUGACCAUUACAUCAUGUCAUGUGACCAUCAUGUGACUCUUACUUCCCUGUGCUUUAUUAUCACAUCAUGCAGUAAAGAGUUUUAACUGAGUGUGGUAUUUUUGUAAGAAUUAAUGGAAGUUGAACAAUAAUAUAUAGCACUUUUGCUAUUCGCAGUGCACCCAUUGAUCAAUAAGCCAACCACAAUGGUGCUAUAAUAAUUAUAAUAAACAAUACAGCAUAAAUAGUAUGUGCAAUUGUAUAUAAUAGUCAUCUAUGCAGAGAAAAGCCAAAAAUUUAAUAACUCAUUGGGUGAUUAUAACUUUAACAACUCUGACUAUGAUGAUGCCAUCUUUCAAGUAUUGGGUUUUCUUUGCAGCAUUGUACUCCAGAUCAGUGAGAGCUAGGAACUGCUGAAACCCCUGUCCCACAGCACUCUCCUUGUCAGUCACUCUACCAGCAGAGAUAUCUGGUGUCUUAUCAUUGUAGGUGAUCGUCUUCUCGACGUGGCUGUGGUCUCCAGCCUGGUUGACUAUCUGGACCGUUAUCUCUCCUCUGAACGGCCAUUUCAGGAGGUCGUCGUAUGGACCUCGCAUUAGCUGUGUGACUAAUGAUACAUGAGUUCCUUUACCCUUUCCACAUCCAUUCGGAUAAAAACUAAUGCGCAUUUGGUAACCAGAUGAGUGGGUGUAAAAGGAAGGUGAAUUAAUUAUUUCCUUGUCUUUGUCAUACUUCACGCGGAAAUCAAUAGGGAAUCCUCCCACAAUGAGCUUCAUUUGGUGCAUUUCUUUCUCCUGCUUCUGAUUCUCUUUCUUGAGGUCCUCAGUUGUCUGUCGCAGUUUCUGAUUCUCUUUCUUGAGGACCUCAGUUGUCUGUCGCAGUUCCUGAUUCUCUUUCUUGAGGAUCUCAGAUGUCUGUCGCAGUUCCUGAUUCUCUGUUUUGAGGUCCUCAGUGGUCUGACGUACCUCCUGAUUCUCUUUCAGGAGGCUCUGUGUAACGGUAGCCAGCAGUGUCAGAUGUGUGACAGUGUCUGCCAUGUGCACAGGCAUGUAUUUGCGAGGAAGUCUCACCUCACAACCGGCGUAGUGGAGUGGGCAGUCGACUUCCGUGAGGGGACAUUCAUCUUUCACGUGGUUAUUCACAUUCUGUCUUUCAAAGGGAGCGUCUCGACAUUUGUUAGGGCAGGUAACUGGAUACUUGACACACUGAGGAUAGUGAUUUUUAGUAACAUCUUCGAAAUUGGAUUCAUAUUCGUGGCAGUGUUCACAGGAGUAAGGUCGCUUGGGACACACACCCUUUUGGUGGGAAGCGAUAUUGCGACGCUGGAACCACUCCCCACACCCAUUCCCACACUCUAUCUCCACAAACUGACACCCAGUCAGCUGGUUCUCUUGAGACGGAUUGCUAUUCAGGUUGGGGAGACAGGCAAACUUGAUCAUGGGUGGAGGUCCACACAUGAGGAUCUGAGAGGUCGGUCCAGGAGGAGGGAGGUGGGUGGACAUCAUUUCCCCACUAACAAACCCUGAACUGUACGACCAAUCUGAGAUACGAGCCAGAUGCAAAGCCCUCGAGACUACUCAUCCAUAGUAUAUACUACAGCAGUAAGAGGUGUGGCUCCGGAAGUGCCACGCCCACUUCUUCCAUUCCUGGGUUCCGAUAUCCUCGUCCCCUGAGUGAGCCUCCAUCGCGACCUCCUAGUGAGAUUGGAGAUGAUGAGGGUGACGAGCAGCAGUGACCUCUGGUAAUUGUUUUGUAGGUGUAUCUUUGCUGCUCAGAAAGGGGGAUUGCCUCCGAUCUGUACCCAUAAUGUUAUUGAUGAUCAUUGCGACCCCGUGCUGUGCAACAUUAGGAGAAUACAGCUCUUCAAUCGCAGGGAGGAUAGGGUUAAGAUAAUCUUCCAUCCAGAGUUCCUCUCUGCCACAAAUCCCCUCUUCAAGAUGGACUACGAAGAAUUUGUUCGCGGCUGCCAUCUUGGCGUCUUCCCGUCUUACUACGAACCGUGGGGAUAUACUCCUGCGGAGUGUACUGUGAUGGGUAUACCGUCUGUCACCACCAAUCUCUCUGGGUUCGGCUGUUUCAUUGCACAGCACGUCGCCGAUCCCGCCACGUACGGCAUAUACAUCGUGGACCGACGGUUCAAGAGCGCAGACGAGUCCAUCCAACAGCUGGCAAACUACAUGUUUGAGUUCUGUAGCCAGACACGACGUCAGAGGAUCAUUCAGAGGAACAGAACUGAGCGACUCAGUGACCUACUAGACUGGCAAACUCUGGGACAGUACUAUCGCACAGCCAGACGCCGUGCCCUGGAGACCACUCACCCAGAGUACUACAGCAGUAAGAGGCGUGGCUCCGGAAGUGCCACGCCCACUUCUUCCACUCCUGGGUUCCGAUAUCCUCGCCCCCUGAGUGAGCCUCCGUCACGACCUCCUAGUGAGAUUGGAGAUGAUGAGGAUGAAGAGCAGCAGUGACCUCUGGUCAUGUGACCAUUACAUCAUGUCAUGUGACCAUCAUGUGACUCUUAACUUCCCUGUGCUUUACUAUCACAUCAUGCAGUAAUUAAGAGUUUUAACUGAGUGUGGUAUUUUUGUAAGAAUUA